AUGGGGCUGGCCGACUCGCCUGGCUUUGGGGCUUUCUCUCGCUUUCCGCUGCCGCCGCCUGAGUUGCAACAAAACGAAGAAGAGCGGCGCCACAUCACUGAAAUUCAGGAAAACUUGAGGCCUGCAGCAGCAGCAGCACCAGCAGGUGUCUAUGGGGCCCCUCCCCCCGAGGGUUCCCUGGGGGGCCCCCUGGGGGGCCCCCUUGGGGGCCCCCUUGGGGGCCCCCUAGGGCAUCGAGGCUCCCCUGGCUUUGCUGCUGGGGGCGUCGACUGCUACGCCCGUAACCCUGUAGGGCAUCGAGGCUCCCCUGGCUUUGCUGCUGGGGGCGUCGACUGCUACGCCCGUAACCCUGCAGGUGUUGCGGGUUCAGCUUACAGCUCAUCACGCAUCAGCAGCAGCAGCAGCAGCAGCAGCAGCAGCGGCAGCGGCAACGUGGGUGGUGUGUGGAAUUCUCCUUUUGGGGUUGUUGGUGGACCCCCCGGUGUAGCUGCUGAUGGGGCUAUAAAGGAAAACAGCAGCAGCAGCAGCAGCAGCAGCAGCAGCAGCGCAGAGCAGCAAAUGAUGCGUAUGUAUAAACAGCAGCAAAACCAAGACUUUGCUGCUGCAGAUACACCCGAAACAGCAGCAGCAGCAGCAGCAGCAGCAGAAGCAGCAGCAGCAGCAGCAGCAGCAGCAGCAGGAGGCACAGCACUGAGGGGAGCAGCAGGAGGCCGCCCGCUGUUCGGCUUCAUCUGCUGCUUCUUUUACUUUUCGUGCUGCGCUGCAGCAGAUCUAUAUGUGCUGCUGCAGCAAUCAGCAGCAGCAAACAAAGAAGCAGCAGCAGCAACUUACCUGCAUGCAGCAGCAGCAGCAACAAACAGAUGCAGCUGCUCCUCACCCAUCAUCGUUUCUGCUGCUCUUAUGCAAAUCCCUCUUUGCUGGUUUCUCCUCCCCUGCAAGGAACAAAUGCAGCAGCAGCAACUGCUGCAGCAACAGCUGCUGAUGCGGCUCCUGCUGGCGUUGCUAAUGCUGCAACAGCAUCAGCUGCAGCAGCAGCAGCUGCAGCAGCAACAACAGCUGCAGCAGCAGCUGCUGCAGCAGCAACAACAGCUGCAGCAACAGCAGCUGCAGCAGCAGCAGCAACAGCAGCUGCAACAGCAGCAGCAACAGCAGCUGCCACAGCAGCAGCAACAGCAGCUGCAACAGCAGCAGCAAAAGCAGCAGCAACAGCUGCUGCUGCUGCAGCGGUGGAAGCAGGUGUUUUGUUUCUCCCGCUGCAGCUGGACAACAACAGCUGCAGCAGCAGCAGCUGCAGCACCAACAACUGCUGCAGCAGCAGCAGCUGGAACAGCAGCAGCAACAGCAGCAGCAACAGCUGCAGCAACAGCUGCAGCAACAGCUGCAGCAACAGCAGCAGCAACAGCAGCAGCAACAGCAGCAGCAACAGCUGCUGCUGCUGCAGCGGUGGAAGCAGGUGUUUUGUUUCUCCCGCUGCAGCUGGGGUGUUUUGCUGGACUCUGA
This is a messenger RNA of Eimeria mitis, 1500 nucleotides long. RefSeq lists its product as uncharacterized. Lineage: Eukaryota; Apicomplexa; Conoidasida; Eucoccidiorida; Eimeriidae. The transcript has 6 exons. Gene Ontology annotation, cellular component: RNA N6-methyladenosine methyltransferase complex. Bases 1 to 1500 code for a protein of 499 amino acids. The record is from RefSeq and is a predicted model, not a curated record. Gene Ontology annotation, molecular function: RNA binding.